AUGAUCCCCGAGAGCGAGUCUCUCAUGGGCCACCUACUGGCCCUGAAUGCGAGCACAGAUGACGUGAUUCAUGGCAAGGGCUUCUUCGGCGUGACCUACUGCAUGCUGACAUGUCCAGUGAUUUGGGUGAAAAUCAUCUACCACCAGUGGCUCGCGAAAAGUGACGCCAAGAAGAUGGUGGCCGACUCCUUUGCGGCUUCGGACGAUCUCACGAUGCUGCCAACCGUAAAUCAAGGGCUGGCUGACACCUUCCGCGGGACGAUGAUUCAGACCGCUCGGACCUUCCUCAAGGUCGUCGACAACAGCUUCGUUCAGCGAGUGCUGCUUUCUCUGUUCUUUGCACCCCUGGGUCUCUUCCGCCUCGCGACCAAGAUGUCACCGCUUGGAUUGUGCUUCUUCAAGCAGGCAUGGAAGGAGCUGAAUGCAACCGAGGGGUACGAGCAGAAGCACACGACCUGGUGGGACUUCUUCCUCAUGGGAUGCCCAGAGCACGCCGUGGAGUCACCACCCUUCGAAGAUGAGGACAGCUCUAGCCCGCUGUUGGGAUCUAUGGUGUAUGCGCUGGCGCAGCCCGAGGGCCUGGAAAUGGAUGACCAGGCGGCGAAGUGGUCCAGCGCUUCCACCCACGUGCAGUGCGUGCGGAAGCUGAGCCGGCAAGGAGUGUGGUCCAAGCGCAGGAUCACCAUCGAGAGGGGCAUCAUCACCUGGACGGCAGAUUCCGUGUGCAAGGAUGUCGGAGUUCUCGACCAGGUGAGGGAGUUCUUCGGCCACGAGAAAGUCUUCUCACUGGAGUUCCUUACAAAGCCCCCGGAGGAAGAGACGGUGUCGCUUUUCAAUGACACCGAAUGCAUGAGUUUCCAGAACCCGUACAGGCAGUUCACAUUCUGUGCCGAACCGGGCUAUAACAUGCAGAGGGCAAAGCAAGUCAUGGACGAGCACCUGGGCAUUUUGGGCGGUGAACGACAACUUUUGCAGCUGACGGCCAAGGUAGAAAGGCUUGUGGCAGCCAGUGCAGCGAGCAUGGACGACGGAGAUGAUAAGACUGAAGUUGAGAAGUUGUCUUCGGAAAUGGAUGGUUCAGGAGACUCGAACGUCUCCGAGGUGGCGGCCCAGAUCGGCGAGAUCUCCGACUCGGUCGCGCCGGAGGCUCAGAGCGCCAAGAAGAUUCUCCAGCAGGUGAAGACCGGCUCCUCCCUGCUCGCCAAAGGCGACUUUCACGCCGGGACCGCGCUCUUGCAGGAAGCCUACGCCGCCGCCCACCGCCAUGAGGAGCUCUCACAGCUCAUGCACGGCAAGAGCGGCAAGCUCGGGAAGUUGGCUGCGGGCUCGGCAGAGGCAGCCGGUACAGCCGGGGGCAUCUCCACAACGGAGCUCAUCAUCAUUCUCAUCGUUUGCGGUGGCGGGCUCCUGUGCCUCGGGGUCGGGUUUGCGAUUGCCGCGAACAACCUCCUCGAGGUCGACUCGAAGGUGCAGUCCUGGGCGAACGUCACUCGGGCGCUGCCCCUGCCUCCCGUCACCUCCUUCUUUGCGCCAGCCAGUCGAUCUGGAACUCCUGAGGAGUUGAAAUACCUGGUGGACACCGCGCAUGGCCUUGGGAUCCACGUGCUCAUGGACCUCGUCCAUGCCCACGCCUCCUCCAACACCCUGGAUGGGAUCGCGCAGAUGGAUGGAACCGACCACUGCUACACGCACGGAGGACCCAAGGGACAUCACAGCGAAUGGGACUCGAAGAUCUUCAACUACCUGAAGUACGAGGUGCUCCGCUUCUUGCUCUCAAAUGUCAAGUGGUGGCUGGAGGAGUACCAGUUUGACGGCUUCCGUUUUGAUGGCAUCACCUCGAUGUUGUACCACUCUCAUGGCAUUGGCAAGGGCUACACCGGCGGUUACCACGAGUACUUCGGCCCAGAUGCGGACAUUGACAGCCACAUCUACCUCAUGUUGUCCAACGACCUCAUCCACACCGUGGUUCCGUCCGCGAUCACGGUCGCAGAGGAUGUCAGCGGCAUGCCCACGAUUGGCCUUCCUGUGGAGUAUGGCGGCUUCGGCUUCGACUACCGCCUGGCCAUGGCUAUCCCGGACAUGUUCAUCAAGCUGCUGAAGGAAGUGGGCGACGAUGGUUGGGAUAUGGGCCACAUCUGCUACACGCUGACAAACAGGCGCCACCUGGAGAAGGUGGUUGCUUAUGCUGAGUCUCACGACCAAGCCAUUGUCGGUGACAAGACCAUUGCAUUCUGGCUGAUGGAUGCGGCAAUGUACACAGACAUGAGCAUCUUGCAGACUCCGCACCACACCAUGCCAGUGGAUCGCGGACUGGCGCUGCACAAGAUGAUCCGCCUGCUGGUGCAGGGUCUUGGAGGCGAGGGCUACCUCAAUUUCAUGGGCAACGAGUUCGGCCACCCUGAGUGGGUGGAUUUCCCCCGGCCGGAGAACGGCUGGAGCCACCACCACUGCAGGCGUCGCUUCGACCUGCCCGAGGAUGACCUGCUGAGGUACAAGUUCUUCCAGAAUUUCGAUGAGCUGAUGAACGCGCUUGAGAACCGAUUUCAGUAUCUGGCUUCACCACAUCAGUAUGUCACGCUGAAGCACGGCGAGGACAAGGUCAUUGUCUUCGAGCGAGGCGACUUGCUGUUCAUCUUCAACUUCCACCCAUGCAAUAGCUCCUUGCCAGCAAAAUUUCGGGUUUAG
Molecule: messenger RNA, 2685 nt
Organism: Symbiodinium natans
Lineage: Eukaryota; Dinophyceae; Suessiales; Symbiodiniaceae
Source: the annotation of a GenBank genome assembly